Molecule: messenger RNA, 225 nt
Organism: Fusarium verticillioides 7600
Lineage: Eukaryota; Fungi; Ascomycota; Sordariomycetes; Hypocreales; Nectriaceae
Exons: 2
Coding region: 1-225 (74 amino acids)
Source: RefSeq, a predicted model, not a curated record
AUGUCUACAUUGUCGAAUGUCUCGCGACCUCGAGAAGAGGUCCAAGAUAAUGGCAACGAUGGUGAUGGCGAUAGUAAUGGCGUUGGUAAUGGCGAUGGUGAGGGCGAUGGUAGUGGUGACGGUGCUAGUAGCAACAAUAACGACAGCGAAGAGAAUGGUAAUGAACCACCUAAUGAGGCAGACGAGAGGCCUCGUCCCAGCAGGGCAUGCAUGUGUCGACGCUAG